CUGGGCCCUGACCAGGAACGAGUGUCUGAGGAUGUUGCUGUAUCCUGGAGCCGAGAGAAGAAGGAUACCAAAUGGUCCUCAAACCCGCUGGGGCAAUCCCUCCCACUUCCGCCCAGUUGAUCGUCGGGGGGCGGGACAGGACAGCUCAGAUGUUAAACGUCUCUCCGGGCCAUUCCACACCCACUCACCCACAGGCCACUGAGGAAAAGGGGCCCAAGCGUAGGUGUAGGACCCAGGCUUCCGAGGGCGGGGAGAGUCGGCCAGGCAAAGGGGCUGGGCUAGGCCAGCCAGCCAGCCAGCAGGCCCCGCCCACAGCCCCGCCCCUAAGCCCCGGUCCCGUCCGCCGCGCCCGGGUAGCUCCGACAGACUUUGCUCUAUCUCCGGCUGGGAGCGGCAACAAGAGCAACAGGUGAGGCGGCCUCUCUGUCUGCGUGUGUCCGCCCGCGCCAGGCGCUCGGACCCUGUGGGCAGGAGAGGGUGGUGGGCAUCUCAGGAGUCCUGGUGGGGUCAGCUGCCCCGGGGCUCCCAGGAUCGAUACCCUCGUCGCGGGUCCCAACCCAGACUUCGAGUCUGCUCCCAGCCAGGCCCGGGUCUGCGGGAACCUCCACCGGGCCCUACCUGGGCCUCGAUGGAGCCCCACCCGCCGCUGUUGCAACCUUUCCUCUUACUGCUGCUGCUGCUGCCGGCGCUGCCGGCGGUGCCCGAGACUGGCGGGUCCUGGCAGUGCCGGCGCAUCCCGUAUGCUGCUUCCCGCGACUUUGCUGUGGAGUAUUCGGUGCCCAGCUUCUCCGCUGGUGGUCCGGUACAAGCCGUUGCAACCUACGAGGGCGGCAGGGAAGGGAGUGCGGUGUUCGUGGCCACACGCAAUCGCCUCCAUGUGCUUGGACCUGAUCUGAAGCCAGUUGAGAGCCUGGCCACCGGCCCUGCUGGGGCCCCUGGCUGCCAGACAUGUGCGGCCUGUGGCCCAGGCCCCCACGGCCCGCCGGGAGACACAGAUGCGCAGGUUCUGGUGUUGGAACCGGCGCUUCCCGCACUGAUCAGCUGUGGCUCCAGCCUUCGUGGCCGCUGCUUCCUGCAUGAGCUAGAGCCAGGCGGGACAACCCUGCACCUGGCGCCACCGGUCUGUCUUUUCUCAGAGCACAAUAGGCCAGAGGACUGUCCCGACUGUGUGGCCAGCCCCCUGGGCACCCUCGUGACUGUGGUUGAGCAGGGCCAGGCAUCCUAUUUGUACGUGGCAUCCUCACUGGAUUCGGCGGUGGCCGCCAGCUUCAGCCCACACUCGGUGUCCAUCCGGCGGCUCAAGGCCGACGGCUCAGGAUUCGCAGCAGGCUUCUCAGCGCUCUCGGUGCUGCCCGAGUACCUCGAUUCCUACCGCAUCGAAUACGUGUACAGUUUCCACGCCGGAGCCUUCGUCUAUUUCCUGACCGUACAGCCCACCGAAGUGGCAGCCGCUCCUGGCGCCUUGCACACGCGCCUGGCACGGCUCAGCGCUGUCGAGACCGACCUGGGCGACUACCGAGAGCUGGUCCUUGACUGCCAUUUCGCCCCUAAACGCCGGCGACGCACGGCCCAUGAGGGCGGGCAGCCCUACCCGGUGCUGCGGGCAGCCCACACUGCUCCGGUGGGCGGCCAUCUGGCCGCUGAGCUGAGCAUCCCUGAGGGCCAGGAAGUGCUCUUCGGGGUCUUCUCAGCUAGCAGAGACAGCAGCUCAGGUGCAGAUCCCAACUCUGUGGUCUGUGCGUUCCCCGUCCACCUGCUGGACACUCUCAUCGAGCAGGGCGUAGAGCGCUGUUGUGAGCCUCCGGUCCCUCCCGGCCUCCGGCGAGGGCUGGACUUCUUCCAGUUGCCCAGUUUUUGCCCGGAUGCGCCUGGUCUGGGGGCCUCCAGCCCCAACAUCAGCUGCCGCCACUUCCCUCUGCUCGUCAGCAGAAGCCUCUUACGGGUGGACCUAUUCAACGGGCUGCUGGGACCAGUGGAGGUCACGGCACUGUACGUGACCCGCCUCGACAACGUCACAGUGGCCCACAUGGGCACAGCCGACGGGCGCAUCCUGCAGGUGGAGCUGGCCAGGUCUCUCAACUACUUGCUGUACGUGUCCAACUUCUCACUGGGCACCAAUGGUCAGCCCGUGCAUCGGGGUGUCAGACGCCUUGGGGACCACCUGCUCUUUGCCUCUGGGGACCAGGUCUUCCAGGUACCGAUCCGGGGCCCUGGCUGCCGCCACUUCCUCACCUGUGGGCGCUGCCUGCGGGCACAGCGUUUCAUGGGCUGUGGAUGGUGUGGGGGCAUGUGCGGCUGGCAGAAGGAAUGUCCUGGCUCCUGGCAACAGGACUAUUGCCCACCCGAGCUUACUGAGUUCUAUCCCAGCAGUGGACCCCUAAGGGGCAGCACAAGGCUGACCCUAUGUGGCUCCAACUUUUACCUGUACCCUGCUGGUCUGGUGCCUGAAGGCACCCAUCAGGUCACUGUGGGUCGAAGUCCCUGCCGACUGUUACCGAAAGGCAACUCAGACCUCAGCCGACUGCCCCGGAAGGACUUCAUAGAGGAUUUUGAAUGUGAGCUGGAGCCCUUGAGCACGCAGGUAGCCGGGCCUGCCAACGUCAGCCUCACUGUGACCAACAUGCCACUGGGCAGGCACUUCCGGAUAGAUGGCACUUCCAUGCUAGGAGGCUUCUCUUUCAUGGAGCCAGUGCUGACAGCAGUCCGACCCUUCUUUGGCCCUCGGGCAGGAGGUACCUGCCUCACCCUUGAAGGCCGAGGCCUGUCUAUUGGCACUAGCCAGGCUGUGCUGGUCAAUGGGACUGAGUGCCCGCUGAAACAGGUCAGCGAGGGGCAGCUUUUAUGCACCACGCCCCCUGGGGCCGCUACUGCCAGCGUUCCCAUUCGCCUGCAGGUAGGGGGCGCCGAGGUGCCUGGCUCUUGGAACUUCCACUACCGGGAAGACCCCAUCGUCCUGGGCAUCAGCCCCAAAUGUGGCUAUACCGGCUCCCACGUCACCAUCCGUGGUCAGCAUCUGACUUCAGCAUGGCACCUCACGCUGUCAUUCCAUGAUGGGGUCAGGGCAGUGGAGAACAGGUGUGAGGGGCAGCUCCCGGAGCAACACAGGUGCCGCUUGCCCGAAUACGUGGUCCGAGGCCGCCGAGGGUGGGUGACAGGGAACCUGAGUGUCCGUGGGGAUGGAGCCCCUGGCUUCACACUGCCUGGCUUUCGCUUCCUGCCUCCACCCCACCCACCCAGCAAGGGCCUGGCCCCCCUGAAGCCUGAGGAGCAUGCCAUUAAGUUUGAGUACAUCGGGCUGGGCGCUGUGGCCGACUGCGUGGCUAUGAAUGUGACUGUGAGUGGCAAGAGCUGCCAGCACGAGCUGCGGGGGGAUGUGGUGGUCUGCCCCCUGCCCCCCUCCCUGCAACUUGGCAAGAAUGGUGCUCCACUGCAGGUCUGCGUGGAUGGUGGGUGCUCCACCCUGGGCAAGGUAGUGCGGCCAGGUCUGGAAGGGGUCCCCCAGAGUACGCUCCUCGGGGUCCUCCUGGCUCUGCUCCUGCUUGUGGCUGUGCUGGCUGCCAUACUGGUCCUCGGUUACCGCCGGAGGAAGCAGCUAGUUCUUUCUCGGAACCUGGAAGACUUGGCCUCCCUGGACCGGACCACUGGAGCCAUGCCUCUGCCUCUGCUCCGCUCAGGCUCUGACUACAGAAAUGGCCUUGCCCCUCCUAUCACUGGCCAGGAUUCCUCCACUCAGGUCCACAGAAUAUCCUCCUCAGACAGCGGGGAUGGGUCCCGUGUCCCACUGCUGCGGAAAGGAUCCAUCCAGCUUGGGGACCUGGACUCUGUGCUCCUGGCUGAGGUCAAGGAUGUACUGAUUCCCCAUGAAAGGGUGGUCACCCAUGCUGACCGAGUCAUUGGCAAAGGCCAUUUUGGAGUUGUCUACCAUGGAGAAUACACAGAUGAGGCCCAGAAUCGAAUCCACUGUGCCAUCAAGUCCCUGAGUCGCAUCACAGAGGUGCAGGAGGUGGAGGCCUUCCUGCGAGAGGGGCUGCUCAUGCGCCGUCUGCACCACCCGAACGUGCUGGCUCUCAUCGGCAUUGUGCUGCCCCCGGAAGGACUGCCCCGCGUGCUGCUGCCCUACAUGCGCCAUGGAGACCUGCUGCAGUUCAUCCGCUCACCCCAGCGGAAUCCCACAGUAAAGGACCUCAUCAGCUUCGGCCUGCAGGUGGCCCACGGCAUGGAGUACCUGGCCGGGCAGAAGUUUGUGCACCGGGACCUGGCUGCUCGGAACUGCAUGCUGGAUGAGUCAUUCACGGUCAAGGUGGCUGACUUUGGUCUGGCCCGUGACGUCCUGGACAAGGAGUACUACAGUGUCCAGCAGCACCGCCACGCUCGCCUGCCUGUCAAGUGGAUGGCACUGGAGAGCCUGCAGACCUACAGAUUCACCACCAAGUCCGACGUGUGGUCCUAUGGUGUACUGUUAUGGGAGCUGCUUACGCGGGGUGCCCCUCCAUACCCCCACAUCGACCCUUUCGACCUCACUCACUUCCUGGCCCAGGGUCGGCGCCUGCCCCAGCCUGAGUAUUGCCCAGAUUCUCUGUCGACCUAGAAAGGGACCCUCUCUGAGGCUCAGUUUCCUCAUCUGUGGACUGGUUUCACCAGCAUCGGGGCUUGGUGCUAGAAGGAGAUCAUGGUUGCCAUGGUAACAGCAUUCUUAACUCAGAGUCUGGGUUGAGGCCAGUGAUUUCAUUUCCCAGCACUCCUCUCCCCACAAUCCCCACCAAGGGGGGCUGUUUUUCAUCGCUUCCACUUACUUAACCUCAAGGAAAGGUUCCAUUAGCUCCCACACUAAGCCCCCUCCACAUCUCCAGAUCAAAAAUUGUUUUUCACUGGAUAUAGUUUCGGAUUCCCUGUUCCCGGAGGCCUGGCAGCAGCUGUGUUUCAUCAGUGCCUGUUGGGUGGUUUAGCUUCAUAAGCAGCACGCAUGCCUUAGCCAUGCUCAGGUCUUUGAGGUUAGAACGGGAAGAACCAGGUCACAGGUAAAGGUGGCUAAUGAUUCCUGUCUCACUCAGCUCGUGUUCCAGAAGGGUAUGAGUAACCCUUCCUCACAGCCCUGCCUGCCUUGCUUUUGCUUUUCAUUAUUUAUUUCACCAAUGCAUCUGCUUCAAAGUCAGGGAAAUUAACUUCUGCCUCCGGGUCAGGCUCCCUGAAACAGACUCUGAGAUGGAGAUUUACAUGCAGGUGGUUGAUUCCUAGGUUGGGGGCAAGGGAAGCAGAACUAGGUAGGCAGAGAAGUAGAGCUGUGAUGCAGACGUAAAAGAGGCUGCUGUCCAUCCCCCGGGAUCUCUGGAAUUGGGAUGGCCCUUCAGAGUUUUCUGAAAUUGAGACCCAGAGGCCCGGGUCUUUGCACCAGACAUACAUCAGUCACUGCUUACAGCUGUCCAGGAGGAAGGAGUGUGAGCCUGGAGGAGGCAUUUCUUUUCUGCCUAGGGCAAUUCCUAGAGGGGACCUCAGUCAAGAGCUAUCAGCAACCACAGGGAGAAUGAAGGGGGCCAUGCCACCAUCCUCUAAACCAGGGGAAGUCCAUUGUCUCUGGGCUUCAGUUUCCUCAUCUGUAGAGUUAGAGUGAUCACAGUACCUCCCGCAGAGGUCUGAGAAUUAUAUGAGAUUAUCAUGUGUAGGGCACUUUUAGUAUCAUUUAGGGCAGGGAUGACAUUUCCAAGAUAAAGGGGCAUGUAUUAGGACCCACCAGACAAACACAAAGAAACUGCUUGGGAUCCAUGGUGCCAAAGAAAGUGAAAGAAAAGUGAAAGUGUUAGUUGCUCAGUCAUGUCUGACUCUUUGCAACCCUGUGGACUGUAGCCCACCAGGCUCCUCUGUC
This is a messenger RNA of Cervus elaphus (red deer), 5860 nucleotides long. It is a transcript of the gene MST1R, whose product is annotated as macrophage stimulating 1 receptor. Gene Ontology annotation, cellular component: signaling receptor complex; membrane. Gene Ontology annotation, molecular function: protein binding; transmembrane receptor protein tyrosine kinase activity; ATP binding. The coding region runs from base 629 to 4588 and encodes 1319 amino acids. The transcript is spliced from 20 exons. Gene Ontology annotation, biological process: cell surface receptor protein tyrosine kinase signaling pathway; nervous system development; phagocytosis. The record is from RefSeq and is a predicted model, not a curated record. NCBI's taxonomy places the organism in Eukaryota, Metazoa, Chordata, Mammalia, Artiodactyla, Cervidae.